AUGGCUAACAAAUUAAACAGCCACACUGGAAAAAAUAAGAGACUUCCACAAGAUGAGUCUGAUGCCGCUGGAAAGGGGUCUGAACAGAAGGGGCCCAUCCUUUGUCACCCAAGAAGACGUCAUUACAAUAUUGGAAAAAGAACUAAGUCAAAGCCAGGAGGAUUGGAAGUAUCUUCCUCAACCGUCGUAUCCAUCAAGCUUAUUUUAACAGCCAUAUCCUAA
Molecule: messenger RNA, 222 nt
Organism: Prunus armeniaca (apricot)
Lineage: Eukaryota; Viridiplantae; Streptophyta; Magnoliopsida; Rosales; Rosaceae
Source: the annotation of a GenBank genome assembly